ACGAUGGUGCGCACACGUUACUGCGCAACAUGCAUCCAUGAAUAUUUUGAGGGACGCCGAAAUGGAGAGUGCGUAACGUGCGUAGUCAACGGUUUGUCAGGCGGCAUUGAGUAUCGUGCAUGUGAAUGUCCACCUCGUGGUGUUAAGCAUACGAAAUGGCGAACCCGAAUCUCACGGAUAUGACGGAGGAAGAUGCGGCGGACUUGCAGUUCCCGAAAGACUACGAUCCACUAAGCGAAACGUCUAAGUCCGAGUGUGAUGUUGACCUCGAGGUAUCAGUCCUCAAGGACGAAAUCCCUAUCUCAGAUCCGACAUGUCGUGUAUGCAAGUCGACUUUGGUGGAGCCAUACGUGCGUUGCGCCGUGUGCGUGAAUGUCGAGAUAUGUCUGCCUUGUUUCGCCAAAGGCUGCGAGAUCGACACGCACAAGAACGAUCACAACUACAUGAUUAUAAAGAACGAGUUCCCGCUGUUCGAUAGCGGUUGGAGCGCCAUGCAAGAGACAAAGCUGCUUGACUUGAUGCUGCAAUGCGGUUUCGGCAACUGGAGUGACAUAAGCCACGCGAUGGGUAGAACCGCGAAGGAGUGCAAGCAGCAUUAUCUGCAGCACUACGUGGACAAUCAGACAUUGCCAGAUCUGCCGAAAUUGAAAGAGAACCGAACUAGCUUAUUCAGUUGUGAUCCGAUUCCUUUUUUGUACAAGCUGCAAGAUCUUGACGAGCCGCCCAGGUUCGCACCGGACACGGCCAAUGGCAAACUGGUGGCAGGCUACAACGCGGCGCGCUCGGACUUCGAGGUGAAUUUCGACAAUGAUGCAGAAUCGUUGGUCGCUGAUCUUGAUCUCGACGAUUUUCAACCCGACGACAAUAUGUAUGAACUAGGACGGGCUCUUCAAGUGGCAAUGGUGCAGGUGUACAACAACAGGUUGAAGGAGCGAAUGCGUAGAUAUGAAAUAAUCCGCAGGCAUGGGCUGAUUGCGUUGCGCAAGAUCAAUUCGUGGAUAAAACGAUUCGAUAACACGAUCCCCAGAGCGGAGCGACUGUUGAUUUUCAUGCAGCUCAUGGAUGGAAUGGACUUCGAUUAUAUCAUGGAGGGUCUUCAUCAUGUCGGCGAGCUAAAGAAUAAUAUCAACACACUAUUAGAGUUCCGCAGAAACGGUCUUACGCACUUCCACAGCGUAUCUAUGUUUCAGAACUUGACAAAGAUGCGCCAGGAGAACGAGAGAGAGAGGAAGCAGUAUCUGAACAAUCCCGAGUACAGCUGGAAGAGUGUGCUGCCUGGUUACAUCACGAAUAGUAGCAAUCCGAUUCCAGGUACCAGCUUGCAACGCAAAGUUGCGCCGCCUCUUUCGAUAAAGAGUCUGCCAGGCUAUGAAAAGCUGACUUUCGAUGAAAGAGAGCUCUGCUCUGUCGCAAGGAUAGUACCGUCCAGUUACAUAGACUUCAAACACCUCUUGAUCGCCGAAAACAAGAAGAGUGGUUCCCUCAAGUUGGCGCAGGCUCGUGCAUUGCUGAAAAUUGACGUUAACAAAACGCGAAAGAUAUAUGACUUCCUGGCGGAAGAAGGAUAUAUUAAUAAACCGACCUCAUGAUAUUGCCUUAGCGACAAAAAUUCGAAAACGCAGAGACACUGUUAAUAUCGGAAGUUUACAUGUUAUUGGAGCAUAGGAAAGCCCAAAACGAAUCCGCGGAGGAAGAACAAGAGUUUUCCGAGGUGUUUAUGAAGAGCUUAACGUACACGAAUCGAUUUGGCAAGCUG
Messenger RNA from Odontomachus brunneus, 1756 nucleotides. RefSeq names its product DNA-directed RNA polymerase II subunit Rpb4-like (gene Ada2a). Gene Ontology annotation, biological process: chromatin remodeling; regulation of transcription by RNA polymerase II; positive regulation of translational initiation. Gene Ontology annotation, cellular component: SAGA-type complex; nucleus; P-body. The transcript is spliced from 3 exons. The record is from RefSeq and is a predicted model, not a curated record. The coding region runs from base 156 to 1589 and encodes 477 amino acids. NCBI's taxonomy places the organism in Eukaryota, Metazoa, Arthropoda, Insecta, Hymenoptera, Formicidae. Gene Ontology annotation, molecular function: zinc ion binding; nucleotide binding; transcription coactivator activity.